CGGAAGUACGAUCUUGAAUGUUGGCCAUUUAUUGGUUCGCAGAGAAGUUUGGGAUUUACCACGAAAGCGCUGAAGAAGAGUGAGUUCAAAAUUGAACAAUACCUACUGAUUUCCUUAGAAAAACAACGAGAAGAUGGGUAGAGAGUCGAGGCACUACCGCAAGCACUCAGCUUCGAGGGGGCGGUCCGGCAGCCGCUCCAGGAGCCGGUCUCCGGAGAAGAGGUCGAAGCGAGAGGAAAGGGCUCGCUCCCGCAGCCGGGACCGGGAACGCAGGCGAGAGCGCUCCCGCAGCCGUGAUCGGCGCCGCUCCCGAUCCCGGGACAGGAAGCGUCCGAGGCGCUCCAGGAGUCGGGAAAGGCGGCGAUCCCGCAGCCGAGACAGGAGGAGGUCUUGUAGCAGGACACGGGGCCGGAGGUCACGUUCCUCAAGCCCCAGCAAGAGCAGGAAGACUGACGAAGGGUCAAAGAGUAAGGAGAAGUCUGAUAGCACAGAGCCGUCUGUGGAGAAAAAGAAAAUAAAAGAAGAAAAAGAGGAAGAAAAGGUAGAAGACCAAGACUUUGACCAGAACAAACUGGAAGAAGAAAUGAGGAAAAGGAAGGAAAGAGUGGAAAAGUGGAGGGAAGAGCAGAGGAAGAAAGCGAUGGAAAACAUUGGAGAACUGAAGAAGGAGCUGGAGGAGAUGAAACAAGGAAAGAAGUGGAGUCUGGAGGAUGAUGACGAUGAUGAUGAGGAGGCUGCAGCAGCUGCUGAGCCUGAGGAAGAGGCCAUGGAGGAGGUUGAUGAGGAGCAGGAUCCUCUGGAUGCCUACAUGGAGGAGGUGAAGGAGGAAGUGAAGAAGUUCAACAUGGGCAGUGUCAAAGGAGGAAACGACAAGAAAGGAGGAACGACUGUAACCAAAGUUGUUACUGUAGUCACAACAAAGAAAGCCUCUUCUGAUGCCAACAAGAAGAAAGGGGAAUUAAUGGAGAAUGACCAGGAUGCUAUGGAGUAUUCAUCAGAGGAGGAAGAGGUGGAUCUUCAGACAGCACUGACUGGCUAUCAGACCAAGCAGCGGAAGCUCCUGGAGCCAGUGGACCAUCAGAAGAUUGAGUAUGAGCCCUACCGCAAAAACUUCUAUGUGGAGGUACCAGAACUGGCUAAAAUGUCACAAGAAGAGGUGAAUGUGUAUAGGCUGGAGCUGGAAGGAAUCACUGUGAAGGGGAAAGGCUGUCCCAAACCCAUCAAGACUUGGGUGCAGUGUGGCAUUUCAAUGAAGAUUUUAAGUGCACUAAAGAAGCAUAACUAUGAAAAGCCUACACCAAUUCAGACCCAGGCCAUUCCUGCCAUCAUGUCCGGGCGGGAUCUGAUUGGCAUCGCCAAGACCGGCAGCGGUAAGACCAUCGCCUUUCUGUUGCCGAUGUACCGGCACAUCCUGGAUCAGAGACCCCUGGAAGAAGCGGAAGGUCCAAUAGCCGUUAUCAUGACUCCUACCAGAGAACUGGCCCUUCAGAUCACAAAGGAGUGCAAGAAGUUUUCCAAGCCUCUGGGUCUAAGGGUAGUCUGUGUGUAUGGAGGAACUGGAAUAAGUGAGCAGAUUGCUGAGCUUAAGAGAGGAGCAGAAAUCAUUGUCUGCACCCCAGGAAGAAUGAUUGACAUGUUAGGUGCCAACAGUGGUAGAGUCACAAACCUCCGGAGAGUAACGUACGUUGUUGUUGAUGAAGCAGACAGAAUGUUUGAUAUGGGUUUUGAGCCACAGGUGAUGCGUAUAGUGGACAACAUCAGGCCUGACCGUCAGACUGUCAUGUUCUCUGCCACCUUCCCCAGAGCGAUGGAGGCCUUGGCCCGCAGGAUCCUGUCAAAGCCUGUUGAAGUACAAGUGGGAGGCAGGAGCGUUGUGUGCUCUGAUGUUGAGCAACAUGUGAUUGUUAUAGAAGAAGAGAACAAGUUUCUGAAGCUUCUUGAAAUUCUGGGACAUUACCAGGAAAAGGGCUCAGUCAUAAUUUUUGUGGACAAACAAGAACAUGCAGAUGGGCUGUUGAAAGAUCUCAUGAAGGCCUCCUACCCCUGCAUGUCCCUCCAUGGAGGCAUUGACCAGUAUGACAGAGACAGCAUUAUUAAUGAUUUCAAGAAUGGGGCAUGCAGGCUGCUUGUAGCAACAUCAGUAGCUGCCAGAGGACUCGAUGUCAAGCAUCUGAUUUUGGUGGUCAAUUAUAACUGCCCCAACCACUAUGAGGAUUAUGUACACAGAGCUGGAAGAACUGGGAGAGCUGGGAAUAAAGGAUUUGCCUACACUUUUAUCACUGAGGACCAGGUUCGAUAUGCAGGUGAUAUUAUAAAGGCUCUUGAGCUCUCAGGAACUACUGUACCACCAGAACUGGAACAGCUGUGGGCCAGCUUCAAAGAACAACAAAAAGCUGAGGGCAAAAGCAUCAAAAAGAGCAGCGGGUUCUCUGGGAAGGGUUUCAAGUUUGACGAGACUGAGCACGCGCUGGCCAACGAGAGGAAAAAGCUGCAGAAAGCUGCUCUGGGCCUGCAGGACUCUGAUGACGAGGACACUGCUCUGGAUAUUGAUGAACAGAUCGAGAGCAUGUUCAAUUCCAAGAAGCGGGUGAAGGACCUGUCGGCGCCUGGUGGAGGGGGUGGGGGCGGAGGAGGAGGGUCUUCAGGUGGUGCCAAUGCUCCAGGAGGACUGGCCAGUCCUGCAGUGCCCUCUGCUGGUAACAUUGAGAAACUGGAGAUUGCUAAGCGUCUGGCUCUCAAGAUCAAUGCACAGAAGAACCUUGGAGCAGAAGCACAAGAUGUGAUGCAGCAAGCCACCAACGCAAUUCUGAGAGGAGGCACUAUGGUGGCUCCAUCUGUCUCUGCGAAGACCAUAGCAGAGCAGCUGGCUGAGAAGAUCAAUGCCAAGCUCAACUACAUUCCAGUGGAGAAACAAGAGGAGGAGAAGCAAGAUACUGCGCAGUCUGAAACAAUCAAGAGAUAUGAAGAGGAGCUGGAGAUAAAUGACUUCCCACAGACUGCCAGGUGGAAGGUUACCUCCAAGGAGGCUCUCCAGAGGAUCAGUGAGUACUCUGAAGCUGCCAUCACCAUCAGAGGAACCUACUUCCCUCCAGGCAAGGAACCCAAAGAGGGAGAACGCAAAAUCUACUUGGCCAUUGAGAGUGCCAAUGAGUUGGCAGUACAGAAAGCAAAAGCUGAAAUCACCAGACUUAUUAAGGAAGAGCUCAUCAGACUACAAAACUCCUACCAGCCAACCAGCAAGGGAAGAUACAAGGUUUUGUAGAAGAGUGAGACUCCAACUGGAAGACAUCAGCAGCAAACUGUGCCAUUUUGUCUUCAAGUGGAUUCACUUGCAGUGUCUUUUUUAGAUGUUUAUCAUUUCAUCAGAUAGUUAAUUAUUUCAGUGGGAGUCUCCUUGUGUCAAGCAGGCCUUUUCUGAUAAUUAUUAUAGGUUUUAUUUACUUUGGGUUUUAUAGAUUGUCACUUAAGUCUUGUUACCUGAUGAACAUUUUCUCAUGAAAAGUGGAAGUUUGUUUUUUUUUUGCCUUCUAAAGGGGUCUAAAAGGUCUUUCUGAAGAAUAAUCAUCUUGUUGUAACAUUGCCUACUUAGUGAAAAUUCUUCAAACAUUAGGGUUUACAAUGGAUUAAUUGCAGUAUCAUUUUUCUGUAUCCUGUUAAAAAAUCGAUCCCAAAAGAUCAAUCUGUUAAAGCAGAUGAUGAAAUUAUGGUCAAUUCUUGCCCCUUUUUUAGCCUGUAUACUGAGGUUUGUAUUUAGUGUCCUCAGAAAUGUAUAUUCACAUUGGCUCUUAUUCUUACCCGGUAUGGUUUUCAAUUUGUAUAGAAUUUUAUCUGAGGUGAUCUGGUUUCCUUUUGAGCAUCACCUUUGUCUCAUACCCUAGACAAAAUCUAGGCAGCUGAGCUUAUCAUUGUUUUAGUGCAGUGCUGUAAAGAUUUUUUAAUAUGCAAAUAUUUUUUUUUUCAUUUUUGAAGGAAAUCUGUUGACUGUAGAAAAUUAGUUCAAGACCAUAUUACAGAUCCAAUUAAUUUGGUAUGUUUUUUUCAUUUGUUUUCCACAAUAAAACUGUCAGAAGUUCUCGUUUGACAUUUUUUCAUUAUCUAAAACUGUUAAAGGUGUGAUUGAUUUAUUUUCAUUUUUAUUUGACUUAUUAAAAUUGAUUGAGGUCCUAAUCUCCCCUGGGUACCAUCCAUCUUAAGCAGUGUGCUGCCUUUGUUGUGCAUUUGCAUAGAUAACUCUGGGAGAUCCAUUAAGUGUUUAUCUUUAAACAAUACUUUAAACAUUAAUGAAAAUAUACCACGUGUGUUUAAUAAAUUCAAGAUAUGUAUCUCUUUUCUUCCUUUAGAGCUUUACAUAUAGGAGGGUGUCCUACUGAAGUCUACCAAUCCACCAUCUGAGUGAUGUGUGGCAACCAUUAUGUUCUUGUAUCUUGUAGCAGAUAAAGUAGAGAAAAUAUUUUAACGGGUGAAUUAAGGGGACCUUUGUAGAUAAUCGAGUGUGCAAACCCACUAUGGUUAGCAGUGCUAUUUUCAAUAAAUGGGGUGUUUCAUGA
Messenger RNA from Lepisosteus oculatus (spotted gar), 4547 nucleotides. RefSeq names its product DEAD (Asp-Glu-Ala-Asp) box polypeptide 46 (gene ddx46). The record is from RefSeq and is a predicted model, not a curated record. Gene Ontology annotation, molecular function: ATP binding; RNA binding; RNA helicase activity. Lineage: Eukaryota; Metazoa; Chordata; Actinopteri; Semionotiformes; Lepisosteidae.